AUGGAUGAUACUAUUUCAAUGGUGAUCAAUGCAGGGAAAAGUACACAUAAUGAGGACCAAGCAAGUUGUGAAGUCCUUAUGGUGAAGAAGAAAAUGGGGACAAUUAAUUCAACACCAAACAGAAAUUCCUCAAGUAAGCGGAGAUCGUCAUUGCCCAAUGGGGAAGGAUUGCAGUUGAAAGAGAAUUCAGAAUUGGAUAGCAUCUCUUUUCAUUAUUGGUCAUUAUUUGAUGGCCAUGCUGGAUCUGGAGCAGCUGUGGUAGCCUCCAAAUUGCUGCAGCAUCAUAUUGUAGAGCAGUUGCAGGAGAUUGUGGACAUCCUGAAAAACUCUGCUGUUCCUCCCCCAACUUGCCUGGGGGAAGAACCAGAAAGCAUGAAUGCCAACAGCAGAACGCUAACCCGGGCAGCCUCAUUGAGAGGAAGUGUUGGAGCUCCUGGUUCAUCUGGCACUCCAUCUACUCGCUUCUUUACAGAAAAGAAGAUCUCGCAGGAAUGCCUUGUCAUGGGAGCUGUUGAAACUGCAUUCAGGGAAAUGGAUUUGCAGAUAGAACGUGAAAGAACUGUCUUCAAUAUAUCCGGUGGUUGUACAGCUCUUGUGGUAGUGUAUUUACUGGGGAAACUCUAUGUGGCAAAUGCAGGUGAUAGCAGAGCCAUAAUAAUUAGAAAUGGAGAGGUCAUCCCAAUGUCUUCAGAAUUCACACCAGAGACAGAGCGUCAGCGGCUCCAGUAUCUGGCAUAUAUGCAACCCCAUUUGCUUGGAAAUGAGUUUACACAUUUGGAGUUUCCAAGGAGAGUUCAGCGAAAGGAAGUUGGGAAAAGAAUGCUUUAUCGAGAUUUCAGCAUGAUUGGCUGGGCAUACAAAACCAUUGAAGAGGAUGACCUGAAGUUUCCCCUUAUAUAUGGAGAAGGCAAGAAGGCUCGUGUCAUGGCAACUAUUGGGGUUACAAGAGGACUUGGAGAUCAUGACCUGAAAGUGCAUGACUCGACCAUCUACAUCAAACCUUUUUUAUCUUCAUCACCAGAGGUAAGAGUUUAUGAUCUUCUCCAGUAUGAGCAUGGAUCAGAUGAUGUCCUCAUCUUAGCUACCGAUGGACUAUGGGAUGUACUAUUAAAUGAAGAAGUAGCGGAAGCCAUCACUAAUUUUCUGCCAAACUGUGACCCUGAUGAUCCAUACAGGUACACACUAGCAGCUCAGGAUUUGGUAAUGCGAGCUAGGGGAGUGCUGAAGGACAGAGGCUGGAGGAUAUCCAAUGACCGACUGGGCUCAGGAGAUGACAUUUCGGUCUACGUCAUUCCUUUAAUACAUGGAAAUAAACUCUUGUAAAAGCAGUAUCAGUGCUAGUGACAGGAAAUGUUUGAUUAUUAACAAGGUCCUUUGGAAAAGACAUUCCUCUGAUAAAUGAGAGUAGUGGUUCAAACAUUCUUUUAAGCUUGAAUAACCUGAAUUCUUUGUACCUGAAAUCUAGGGCUAAUUUGUACAUAAGCUCAGCUUCCCUAAGCUUGUAUUAUCGGUACAUAUCAGGACCAGAACAAUGCUGCUAGUAUAUUUAGUGCUUUCUUUUUAAUGUCCCUCCUGGUGAGGACACUGUUGUGAUCUAACUGAAUUUAUUUUACCCAGUU
Messenger RNA from Protobothrops mucrosquamatus (brown spotted pit viper), 1619 nucleotides. RefSeq names its product protein phosphatase 1H. The record is from RefSeq and is a predicted model, not a curated record. The transcript is spliced from 10 exons. Bases 1 to 1323 code for a protein of 440 amino acids. NCBI's taxonomy places the organism in Eukaryota, Metazoa, Chordata, Lepidosauria, Squamata, Viperidae. Gene Ontology annotation, molecular function: protein serine/threonine phosphatase activity. Gene Ontology annotation, biological process: protein dephosphorylation.